GGAAAGGAAGGUAAAACGAUGCGUACGAGGACGAAAGGAGUAGCAGUUGAUAUAAGAGGUAGAGGAAAAGAAAAGAAAAACAAAAGAGGUUAGUUUGAGAUACUGUGGCACGUGCAAAUUUCCAACUGCGUGUGUGGUUCUCUUACUCUCUCUCUCUCUCUCUCUCUCGCUCUCUCUCUCGCUGCUGUAUCCAGAAGAGAUCCUUCGCAUUGUGGAGUUGUAGUUUGUUUCUGUAUUUGGAAACAAAAGGAGGAGGAAGAAGAGGUUGAAGAGGAGAUGCGGUGCACAACGAUAAUAAUAAUGGCUUGUUGAAGUUUUUAGUAAUGUGAAUGAUUCGUUGAUUGCGAUGAAAGGAAAAACCCUGAAAUUUGAAUCCGACUGACUGACAUUGCACAGCAGCAGCAGCAGCAAUUAGAUUAGACUAGACUAGAUAGGAGAGGUGACAGGAAGAAAGGACAGAAGAGAAUCUCCUCGGACGGAGAGUAGGGAGGGAGGAAGGAAGUAGGAGAUGAAAGGCUAUCAUAAUAAUCACAAUCAAGGGAAAAGGCGAUGGAGAUGUCUGGUAAUAGGAGUGCUAUUUCUGGUGCUGCUUUCAAUGCUCGUUCCUCUCGUCUUUUUGCUCGGCCUUUACCACAACGGCUUUCACUCCACCGGACACCCCUCUGAUCCACAAACUUCUUCUUCUGCUUCGUAUACAGAUCAGUCAAACCACGUGAAGCAACUUAUUGAGAAUUUUGCGCCAACUCUUCCUAAUAUUCAUCAAGUUAUAAACUUUACAAGUGGAGCAGAUAAUAAGACCACAAGUUCAGGUUCUAUUCAUGGUACUCCUGUGGUACCCCCAGCUGCACCUCAACCACCUCUCAGGAGAAAUAAUGCUGUAACUAUUGGUACAGAUGAAAUCACCAAGCACAAAAGAAGUGCAUUUGAGGAAAGUGAAAAAUGUGAGCUCAGAUAUGGAGGCUAUUGCCAUUGGUGUGAUGAGCAUAGAGAAAGUAUGAAGGAUUUUAUGGUGAAUAAAUUGAAGGACCAGCUUUUUGUGGCUAGAGCAUAUUAUCCUACUAUUGCAAAGCUUCUAUCUCAAGAGAAGUUAACUAAUGAAAUGAGACAAAAUAUUCAAGAACUGGAGCGUAUUCUUAGUGAAAGCUCAACAGAUGCUGAUCUUCCACCACAAAUUCAGAAGAAAUUACAGAAGAUGGAAAAUGUGAUAUCUAAAGCUAAAACAUUCCCUGUGGAUUGUAAUAACAUUGACAAGAAAUUGAGGCAGAUACUUGAUCUAACUGAGGAAGAAACUAAUUUUCACAUGAAGCAGAGUGCUUUCCUUUAUCAACUUGCAGUGCAGACCAUGCCAAAGGGUCUCCACUGCCUCUCUAUGAGACUGCUCGUGGAAUAUUUUAAAUCUUCUGUACAUGAUAAGGAGCUCCCUCUGUCUGAAAGAUAUUCAAAUCCAUCAUUGCAACACUAUGUUAUAUUCUCCACAAACAUACUUGCUGCUUCAGUUGUAAUCAACUCCACUGCUGUGCACGCAAGAGAAAGUGGGAAUCUGGUUUUUCAUGUUCUGACUGAUGGACUGAAUUAUUUUGCAAUGAAACUAUGGUUCCUAAGAAAUACUUACAAGGAAGCUGCUGUCCAAGUUUUGAAUGUUGAAAAUGUUACCCUGAAAUAUCAUGAUAAGGAGGCUCUGAAAAGCAUGUCACUGCCUGUGGAGUAUCGUGUGUCUUUCCAUACUGUUAAUAAUCCACCAGCCACUCAUUUAAGAACAGAAUAUGUAUCUGUCUUUUCUCAUGCUCACUAUCUCAUUCCUAGUAUAUUUGAGAAUUUGAAGAGAGUUGUAGUUCUGGAUGAUGAUGUUGUAGUCCAGCGGGACUUGUCUGACCUAUGGAACAUCGACAUGGGAGGGAAAGUAAAUGGCGCUUUACAGUUAUGUUCAGUGCAGUUGGGUCAGCUAAGAAAUUUUCUGGGAAAAGGCAGUUUUGAUGAAAACUCUUGUGCUUGGAUGUCUGGAUUAAAUGUUAUUGAUCUGGUUAGGUGGAGAGAGCUAGAUCUUACUAAAACUUAUUGGAAGCUGGGACAAGAGGUAAGCAAGGGAACAGGAUCUGCUGAAGCCGUUGCAUUGAGCGCAAGCUUGCUUACGUUUCAAGGCCUAGUAUAUCCUCUUGAUGGUGUAUGGGCUUUGUCUGGACUGGGUCAUGACUAUGGGAUUGAUGUCCAAGCCAUUAAGAAGGCUGCAGUGUUGCACUUUAAUGGACAAAUGAAACCAUGGCUUGAGCUAGGAAUCCCAAAGUAUAAACAGUACUGGAAGAGGUUUCUAAACCGAGAUGAUCUAUUCUUGGGUGAGUGCAAUGUGAAUCCAUAAUAAGCCAGUGGUCUAAUCACAGUCGUAGUUUGUGGAGAACAUUCAGGAAGCAUGAAUUUCCAGAUGUUUGUUAAAUGAUGCUCGUAAUUUUUCUGAGCUUAAAUUCCAGAAAGAUAUUGGGUUGCAACAAAUUAUAGCCUUCUGUUUUUUUGGUAAAUAAAUGGACGAAUAUUUUUUGAAGUUUCUAGCAAGCAGAAGGGAGUGGACACUUUGGGGGCAGCUCUAGUUGCCAGGAAUGGAGAAUUUGGAAUAUGAAAUGCAAUUUAUUGGACAUUGUAAGAGCUGCUCUGCUUCUUAUUUGUUAAGUUGUACGUGGGAGUCAAAUGCUUGGCAAUAUUACUGUACACGAAAAGGGCCCAGAUGUAUGCUAAUUUCAAGAAGAUUGGAAUAGCCAUUUGUUUUGUAAACGGUGGUCGAGAAAGCAGGUUGUCUUGUGCCCAUCAAAGUAAGUUGUUCUUUUCUCAAGUUGUUUGUUGCUUGAUUUAGAAGUGCGAUUAAUUAAUUGUGAUGAGAAAAUUAGAGGGAUGAUUUUUAUUUAUUUUUUUAGCUUUUUGUAUCGAUAUUUCUCUUCAUGUAUUAACUGAAUUGGCAUUGCCGAAACUGUAGCUUGUCAAUUGAGGACCUGGCAUGUAAUUGGACAUUGCUUAGUGUCGGCAACAAAUAUUUCAGAUACCAAGCAUUCUUGUUA
Messenger RNA from Populus euphratica (Euphrates poplar), 3041 nucleotides. RefSeq names its product probable galacturonosyltransferase 7. Lineage: Eukaryota; Viridiplantae; Streptophyta; Magnoliopsida; Malpighiales; Salicaceae. Gene Ontology annotation, molecular function: polygalacturonate 4-alpha-galacturonosyltransferase activity. The record is from RefSeq and is a predicted model, not a curated record. The coding region runs from base 509 to 2353 and encodes 614 amino acids. The transcript has 10 exons.